UGUGCGCGGCCCUGCUGGUCCUGGAGAAGGAGGAGUGUUAGUCGGCGGACAGUCAGGCAGGAGGACCGCAGUCCCGACGGCAGUUUUGGAGGCACCGAGCGGGAUAAAACUGCGUCCAAUACGGGGAGAACCCAGCAGGGAUAAUCCGACAUGAGUUGGGGAACGGAGCUCUGGGACCAGUUUGAUAAUCUGGACAAACACACUCAGUGGGGGAUUGAUUUUCUGGAGCGCUAUUCAAAGUUUGUCAAGGAAAGGCUGGACAUUGAGCAAAACUAUGCCAAGCAACUACGGACCUUGGUGAAGAAAUAUUGCCCGAAACGCUCCAAGGAGGAGGAGCCGAGGUUCACAACAUGUGUGUCGUUCUACUCCAUACUGAAUGAACUUAACGACUAUGCUGGUCAGAGGGAGGUGGUGGCGGAGGAGAUUGCUCACAAGGUGUACGGAGAGCUGAUGACUUACAGUCAAGACCUCAAAGCUGAGAGGAAGCAUCAUCUUCAGGAGGGCAGGAAGGCCCAGCAGUAUUUGGAUCAUAGCUGGAAACAGAUGGACAACAGUAAAAAGAAGUUUGAGAGGGAGUGUAAAGAAGCAGAGAAAUGCCAGCUGACCUUCGACCGGUUAGAUAAUGACAUCAACGCCACCAAAUCCGAAGUGGAGAAGGCCAAAGCCCAGUUAUACCUGCGGACUCACAUGGCCGAUGAGAGUAAGAACGAAUACGCCGCUCAGCUACAGAACUUCAACGGAGAGCAGUGGAAACAUUUCAACAACGCCAUUCCACACAUCUUCAAGAAUCUGCAGGACAUGGAUGAACGUCGGACGGUGAAGCUGGGCGAGACAUACCGGAGCUUUGCUGAGGCGGAGCGGAGAGUCAUUCCCAUCGUCUCCAAAUGUCUAGAAGGAAUGGUUUCUGCCGCCAAAGCUGUCAAUGAACGAAAGGAUUCGGUCAUUGUCGUGGAGUCAUUCAAGUCCGGCUUCGACCCUCCAGGCGACUUCCCCUUCGAGGACUUCAGUCAGAAUCUGAGCAGGACAGGUUCAGACGGGACAAUCAGCAACACGCCCAAAGGAGAACGAGACAAAGACGGGGGCCCGGCACCGAGAUCAGACCCAAAACAUCCUAUGAGCAGAACCAAGAACAAGCUGUGGCUGUUUGGGAAGAAACCAAAGUGGUCAGUAAAGAUGGCUCCGUCUCUAGAGGAUUUCAGUCACCUCCCCCCCGAGCAGAGGAGGAAGAGGCUGCAGCAGAGGAUCGACGAACUCAACAAAGAGCUCCAGAAAGAGAUGGAUCAGAGAGAUGCCCUGAACAAGAUGAAGGACGUGUACGAGAAGAACCCACAGAUGGGAGACCCCAUCAGCCUGCAACCUAAAAUAUCAGAGACCAUUUGUAACAUGGAGAAACUGCGCUCGGAACUCCACAAAAAUGAGAGUUGGUUAUCUGAGGUGGAGGGAAAGCAGAGCUCCAGAGGAGACCGAAGACACAGCGCCGACAAUCACCAUCAAACCCCUCAAGGCAGAGAAAGCCCUGAGGGCAGCUACACAGACGACACCAGUCAGGAGCAUCACACGCCUCACCCCCGCCCCAGUCCCGCAAAGCCCGGGAACCCCAACCCCAACCCUGACCCUCACGAGUUUGACGAUGAAUUUGAUGACGACGACCCGAUGCCUGUCAUCGGACACUGCAAAGCGCUGUACUCUUUUGGCGGUCAGAACGAGGGGACGCUGGUGAUGGCAGAAGAUGAGGUGUUGUACAUCAUCGAGGAGGACAAAGGCGACGGCUGGACGAGGGCGAGGAAGCAGAGCGGCGAGGAGGGCUACGUCCCCACCUCCUACGUAGAAAUCACCAUGGAGAAAAACAGCAAAGGUGCUGUCACCUACAUCUGACUCCCACACUGUCCUCCGACCUCUGCUCCAUCCCUCUGUCAUUCUCUCCAUCUCCGCUUUCUCCUCCUCCACAUAACACUACAAAGGAAAAAAAAAAAAAAGACAGCAUCUAAACACCUGCAUGGACACUCAUCUCUUUCUUUUGUCCUGGUUUCCAUCCCACCUCUUUAUCCCUCUGUCUCUUUAUACGUCUGUCAUCCUCCUCUCGUAUGCGUGGGACUGUUUCAGAGGUGAGCGUGUGAGCACGGAGACAAAUGGAAGAAGCUACUCGAUGGUGUUUGUCUUGUGUUCGAGGCAUUUCUCUGUUCGUGUGUUACCGAUGUCUCUACUGCUGUUGUGUGAGCCCCGUGUCGAGGCGUCACCGCUUCCUGUCGAUCAAAGUGUUUCAGAUUGUUUAAUGUAAUAUAUUAGAGACUAUUUUUUAUUUGUAUCCAAUCUUUUAAUUGUUCUUUCUGAAACUCCCUGAUUUUAAGCUCAUUUAAGUGUCGACAUAAUUUGAAAUGAAAAACUUUAAGCUGUUCUUUUGUGUGUGUGUGUGUGUGUGUGUGCGUGCGUGUGCGUUUGUGUUUGUGUUUUGUUUUUAAUCAGUGCCAUCACACUUAAGGUGGUAUUACACUAACAGAGGUUUGUCUGGUUUCAGUGCAGUUUUCUUACAGACUCCAACUGUAGAGAGAAAAGUUUUUAACUGGUCGUUGACAAAAGUCUUUUGAGAUUAAUUCAUAAAUUCAGAGAAGAGUUGAAAACACUAAAACCAACAAUGUUCUUCUCAUUUCUUUUCCAUGAGGAAAAUCCACCAUUCAUGUAUCCGCCACUUAAACAACUGCAAUUUGCAUCAGAUCUGAUGUCGUCUUGUGACCCACAAUCACAGGCUCUAGACUCUGAGUAAACAGUUGAUGUAAAGAGACGUUUCUUUUCCCAGAUGACUCAACAAUUCACAAGGAAAAUGGAGAAAACGAGGGAAAAGAUAGAUAUGUUUUCUAUCUCCCAUAAAUCAUCCGGUGACCUCUUUAGAUUAUUUUUGGAUUCUGUGAGAUCCAAACAAAAUAAACUCCCUGGUUGGAAACUGCCCUCGUGAGUAUUUACAGCAGCAGGAUGGUUUCUGUAGGAUUAAAUAAAUCUAAAGUGCUGAUGAAGAAACAGUGAAAUGCUGCAGUGAAUUUAAUGUGUAUAUGAAUACUACAUUGUUGGUUUUGGUCUUUUCAUGGGAGUUGAUCCACCCACUUCUUCUAUUCUCCUGUGAAAUCAUACCCAGCCGUUCAAAGCCUAAGGAAAAUGAUUUUAGUUCUUAGACUUUUUACAGGAUUGUUUUAAUUAAAUAUUUAAAUUUGAUGUCAUUCUGGUUAUUCUUGGUCAUUGUUUGAGUCACUGAUUAAAGAAACAGCUCUGACACUUUUCUAUUGACGUCCAUGAUGAAAUUAAUCUUCAAAACCUUUUAAAUUCAUCUCUUUAGUUCCAGUUAUUUGGUCCGAAUCAGAGUGAGAAUAUCCUGGAUUUCAGUGAAACGGCCGUAAGGUGUGUCAGACGUCUGUUCUUCUUCAGGUCCUCUCAGACAAAUAAAGACAGAGAGCAGGAGGAGGAGGAGGAGGAGGAGGAGGAGGAGGAAGAUGCUCUAAUGACAUGAACAGACACAAUCUGCAGGAUUCUUCAAAUGUUUUGGAUUUUUUUUCUUCCUUUGUCCAAUUUCUGAAUCAUUUCUCCUGAUGGAAAACGCUGAGGUCUUUCAGACUUAAACACAGUCUGUGUCUGUGACCACUUUUAUUCUGUGUGUGUGUGUGUGUGUGUGUGUGUGUGUGUGUGUGUGUGUGUGUGUGUGUGUGUGUGUGUGUGUGUGUGUGUGUGUGUGUGUGUGUGUGUGUGUGUGUGUGUGUGUGUGUGUGUGUGUGUGUGUUAGUAACUGGCCCUCUCCUCUAUGUGACCGCAGGUUCCUGAGGGCUGCAGGGUGGCCGGGCGAUUUGAUUGGCUGGUGGAGGGCUCACGGUGAUUGCUGAUUAAUGGUGGUGCGGGUACACGAGGAAGAGAGAGAAAUAGGAGGGGGAAAAGAGAGAGAUAGAGGGGAAGUGGGCUGGGAGGGAGGUUUGCAUGUCUGCAUGCUCGCAUGUAGUUCGGGAGGAGGAAGGGAGGGUUGUACCGAACGUAGAAGAUCCCAAAGCCAUAAGCUGGCAAUGAUUUACAGUAUUUAUGAUCUUGCAGUUGGAUCCUAACAGGAGAAGAGCUGUCAGACCAGGAAGUGAUCACAAGCUCCAUCUAUUUGGUGACGAUGCUAAUGACGCAAUAUCCCAGCUACUCUGUCCCCAGGGGAACGUCAUUCAUGUAGGUAUUAAGUAAAUGGACCUUGUGAUGACCUCUGUCAAGCUCGUGAGGAUUUCUCACUUCUCGUAAAUUGUUUGGAUAAUUUCUGACCCCUUUUUAGAUUCUCCAUACUUUCCCAAAUCCGACUCCCAACACAAACUUUACCUCUGAACUUUUAGUUGAAACCAGUUAAACUUCAAACUCAGCAUAUCAGAGUUUUUUUUCAUUAACUUUCAGGCUCAGGUUCGCUCACAGCAUCAAACUAACAGAAUCAGUGCUGCUCCGCUCCGACUCACUCCCGUCAUCGUCGUCAGUCUUUAUCUGUGCUCUGUUGGUGAUGUCUGCCUGAGCCACUCUGCUCCUCAUGCCUGUCCUCACUCAUCCAGUCGCAUGUUGUUAACGUGUCAUUAUCAAACAUGAGCAGGUGACCUUCACUGCACCUUCCUGUGUGUGUGUGUGUGUGUGUAACGUUGUUGAAUGUUGAAUGCCUUAUCUUCAUGAUGUCUUCAUGCACCUCCAGCAUGAGUUUGAUUUCUUUAUGUUUGUUGAAUGUCUCCCAAACAGCAGCUGGGUAAUAUCAGAUACUCCUUAGUCAGAUAGCAGGACUAUCAGGUGCAAACAGGACCUCUCUCCUCCUCCUCCUCCUGCUCCUCCUCCUCUUUCUCCUUCUUUUCCCACCUUUCCUCCUCUCUCCUGUGGUUGUAAUUCAACCAGCCGACCAGCAGGCGGCAGUCUCUCUUCACCAAAACCGGACUGGGCCCCCCCUUUUUUUUUUUUUUACCAUCAUCGAACAAACAAGCGGAAGCUCCGGGACGUUGCAGGUCAGAUUCUGCCUUAAAAUCUCACCUUGUGUUUUUGUUUUUCUGUGGAGGGAUUUUUCCACACACACACACAUCUGGAUGUGUCUGCCGCUUGACUACAUCUCCCAUCAGGCACCUGGGCUCAGCCCCUCGUAUCAGUGAGGGGACUCAGCUUCAUCUACAUGAAAAAGUUUUUCUCAUUUCAUCGGUUGUAUUUGUGAAUGUGACGACACGCACGCAUGCAUCAAAACACGUGUACGCACAUAUAGGGAACGCCAAUCACAUCAGAAACACCAUUUGGCUUCCCGUACACUUUAAGCUGUGUGCACGUGUGUGUGUGUUACAUGUGUGUUACAUGUGUGACGUUAGUUUUUACCAUUGAAUGAUUUGUACAUAUUAACAUCUCUUAUGUCAAGUUGAAUGUGUUUCCAUGGUGACUGUUUUUAGGUUGAUUGACACUCUUCAUGAGACGAAAAGGUUUGAAUGGAACCGAUGCACUUUGCCCUUAAGUACUACAGCAAAUGAAUCUGAUUAUAAAUGAGCGAGUGAAUAGAUGAAUGUGCGAUAAAGUGUGAUCUUUAUGAAUGAAGCUAAAAAAAAAAAAGAAGCAGCGUAGAGUAAUUCUCUCUUUUUAAAUGGUUUUAUACUCGUUUUCUAACUUGUCAGAAAACUUCCUUUGCAUGAUUUUCUAUAGAUUCUCAUUUUUAACCACUCACCGUUUCUGUUCAAACAAAAUGACUCGAAGUUUCACUUGGUUUUGAUGAUUAUUUAAGACAAUAAGCCAGCAGCUCUCAGAGCAGCGUGUGGCCAGGCCGGAGGUGUAGCCUGUGUUUCUUGGAUGAAGCUGUGAAAUGUACAGAGCGAUGCUGUAGAUGUUGUUACUUGAACUUUCCCCCCCGGUUUCACGACUCCACAUUUCCUCCACUGUCCGUGACCUUUCCUCUAUUGGACAUUAAAGGGGUAUUUCAGAGAUUUCAGUAUUUCACCAGUGAGAGAACAACAAGUAAUAUCUUCACUUUUAGCUCCUAAAGUGGCUCAAACUCCAAAUUUGAAGGACUUUGUUCGGACUUAACUUCGAGUAAAUUAAAUUUUGAUGCGUAGAAACUUAGGUCGAGUCCCUGACGUCCUUCUGCUGAUUCGGAUUUAAAUUUAUCGGGGAAGCAAAAUGGCAGUUUGCUCAGUUUUUAAUGGUGAAAUCUUUUAAACAAGUACAAAGAUCCAUCAAUGCUUUUUGUUUCAUGUACAAAUCUGAUUUCAUAAAUGGCUCCAGCUAAUUAAUCAUUAAUUAAUCCAUUAGAAAAUGUAUUGUUCUCAUCUAUAAAACUUCAGAUGUCUUGUCCUGAUGUUACUAAAGCAAUUACCAUUACUACAAUUACUAUUGAUUUAUUAUUUUUCUAAUUGUUUGAUCAAUGAAAUAAUGAUUAAUAUCAGAAUCUUAACGAGUCCAAGGCGACGUCUUCCAGUUUCUAGUUUUGUUGAAUAAACAAAAAAAAUCCAAAACCCAAAGAUUUUUCACUUAACUCAGAGAGAAACAGUGAAUCUUUGCAUUUUAAGAAGCUGGAGCAAGUGAAUGUUUUUAAUUUACUCUCAAACUUAUCGAUAAAUUAUUUCAGUACUAAAACCAAUACUCUGCUUGUUAUCGUAAUUGUAAAUGUGCACUAAGGCGAAGAGGACCGUCCUCUGACGGUGACACAAGAACAAAAACAUCUUCUUCACGUCAGAUGAGUGUUUGUGUUGCCGUCUGUUAAACUCAGUAAACGAUACGAACUGUUAAAGAGACAUUUCACUCCCAAGUUUUCCUCCGAAGACGUCUCGAAGUGAACUGUCCCUUUAACCGAAGCUGUCGGUGACACGGCAGCUUUGAAAAUGACCAAAAAAUCUCAUUCACAGGUAAUUUUCUUAACCAUUAUUAUGCCUAUAAACACUGAGCUGCGUAUUAUAAUAGCCGCUGUUGUUUAAUCCUGAAUAUUAUGCAGAAAUAAGUAAUAACAAAUCAGCUUUGACAUGUUAAAUAUGCUAAAGGUUCAUUCUUGUACAAACAGUUCUCUACUGAAACCUCUGCCAAGCUACUGUGAGCGUGCUGCUGUUUCUCGUCCAGCAAAAUAAAAGCCCACGUGUUCUUCACAUUCCUCCUCGUUUCUAACGCUGAUCGUCAAGCAUGAAAAUAAACUUCAACCUCUUUUCUAUCAUCAACUCAAACCUUUACAGUGAAUGAAAGCAGCAGGUACUGGGUGUUUCAGCCGGAUAUCAACACGUCUAAUCCAUUUAAAUCUGUGUGUUUUUACCAUGUUGUAUAUGUUUUAAUAACCAAUGGCAGUACUUCUCUCCAUAUUGUUGUGCACAUGUUUUUACUUUGAAUGUUGUCGGACACUUUGUGAACAAAAUGCUUUUUUGUUUCUUCUUCUUCUUCCAAGAUAUUGUUCUAAUAAAAUAAGCAGCAAUGAAAAGUC
Molecule: messenger RNA, 7414 nt
Organism: Hippoglossus stenolepis (Pacific halibut)
Lineage: Eukaryota; Metazoa; Chordata; Actinopteri; Pleuronectiformes; Pleuronectidae
Gene: fnbp1l
Product: formin binding protein 1-like
Exons: 16
Coding region: 151-1875 (574 amino acids)
Biological process (GO): signal transduction
Molecular function (GO): protein binding
Source: RefSeq, a predicted model, not a curated record